UGCUUCAACUCACUAGAAUGGAAGCGAGCUGUAAACUGUCUAGGACGGUGUUUGUCUACCGAUAGUCAACUCGCAGCUGUCAGUUAGUCGAUGUAACUUUGGCCAUGACGAAUUUGGUUAUUGCCCACGAUGUAAGCUAUUGCAACAGUCUAAAAAAAACAAUAUGAAUUGAAUAAGAACCCAGAACCAGCGGUAAUAAUUCAUGCAAAAGUCUAAAUAUGGAUAUAUGUUCCUGUGAUUAUGAGAACAAUUGUCAUGCUCAGAAACGUCACAUGGGAUGGGAUAAGAACGAAUAAGUGUUGGUGGCCAUGCCGGUGGAGAGAAUGCGCAUGAGGCCGUGGCUGGAGGAGCAGAUAAACUCGGACAAAAUACCGGGACUGAAAUGGGUCAACAGAGAGAAGAGAAUAUUCCAGAUUCCCUGGAUGCACGCGGCACGCCACGGCUGGGACGUGGAGAAGGACGCGCCCCUGUUCCGGAACUGGGCGAUUCACACAGGAAAGCACCAGCCGGGCGUGGACAAGCCCGACCCGAAAACCUGGAAGGCCAAUUUCCGCUGCGCGAUGAACUCCCUGCCCGACAUCGAGGAGGUGAAGGACAAGAGCAUCAAGAAGGGGACCAACGCCUUCAGGGUCUACAGGAUGCUGCUGCCGUCCGAGAGGCCCACUAAGAGAGGCAAGAAGAGGGGUGAAAGGGAAGAUAAAAUAAAGGUGGGGCCCAGGUCUCCCUCGCGGAGGAGUGAUAAGAAGGUGGCGAAAGCGGAGAGCUCGGUGGACAGCACGGUGCUGACGGGCACCCAUCGCCUAGCAACCCGCGGCUCCGCCGUGGACCACCUGAUCGUCGGGGGCGACCUGCCGGACGUGUGCCAGACCAUCGAGGUGACGACGGAGAGCGAGGACCAGUCCGUCAGCUCCAGCCACGCCUACCCGCUCCAGAUCUCCCCCAUCUCCUCCUGCGACAGUGACACAGAUAGCGUUCACAGCGAGAAGGACAGUAAGGAGGGCCUUCAUGAGCUGUGGAAUCUGUGCCCGGCAGAUGGGAAGGACUCUGUGCUGAAGCUGCCCGGCAUGGCCACCUUCGUCACGGCGGGGAAGACCAACUUCAGGGUGACCAACAGCCGGGAGGAGAGCCCGCUCAUCGCCUACAACACCACGCCGUGGGACAUCCCGUCCGUCCUUCCCCCCGCCCUUCCCGCCGUCCUUCCCGGCGCUUCCAGCCACACCCCCUCCCCCGAAACCCGCGCCAGCGUCAUCAUGAAGACCUCUGACAUCUCCAAGUCUGGCGUCAAAACGUGCUGAUACAGGGCCAGGAUUUUUUUUUCUCCAAAGACUUACUUCUCUGGGACCAGGCCUCUAGGUAGGUGUGGCUGAACUACACAUACCUGCUUGGGGUGGAACACACCUGGCCUAGCCUGGGUCUGAGGAGAGGUGCCAUCCUCUGGAAAUGGCAGCAAGACAAGUGAUCCCACUCGCCACUGCUGCCCCCUAGUGGAUGGGAGGCAUUAGCCUUGUGGAUGGUAACUAGUUCUUAGCAAACUGUGGCACAUCUCAGUCUCACUUGUAGGGUGGAGAAAAACCAUUCUACUGUCCUUGGUGUGAGUGUGUAAAUAGUGGGUCAUCUGCAUAAUUUCUAGAAUCUUCCUCACCUUACUGAAAGUAUCUAUUCUGUAUGUGGUUAUCUGUGGCACGUCUGGAUCCUUUGGUUAUGGUUUAAGUAAUUUCUGAGGAUAUGUAUGGUUGACCAUCAUAUGGGGCAACAUCUUUUUACCACACCUCUGUCCAAAGUCAUGACAUUGGAGAGAGUGAUACAAUGCACUCACUGUACCAUGUGUAGAGACACUGGGCCUCAUUCACGAAACAUGCGUACGAUCACAUUUGAUUCUAAACUGCAUGUAAGAACAUUUCCAGGAAUAUGUCGGCAUUCAUAAUUCUUUUCUUCUUUGUGUUUGUUCCUGGCUGUUUCCUCAUGCUAAUCACAUGAACAGGAUUGCACAUAACAUUUACGAACAGUCAGCAUUCAUCAUCUCAUAUACACCUGGGAUGUGCACAAAAACGAAGGUCUGAAUUGGUUUUUUCGUAGUUACAUUUUUAAGAGCAAAAGUAAGAGUAAUUUAAGAAAAGUUUUGUGAAUGAGGCCCAUUGGCUUGAAACAUUUUCUUAAAUGUAUUUUCAUAUAAAGGGAAUAUUUUAUCCAAGGUUUGCUUUUUUACUGAGAAUAAGGAAUUUAGUGAUUUCUGUGACACUGUUGAAUUCACAUGACACAUGUUUAUGAUUUUAAUCAUGUGUUGUAAAUGUUUUGAGGCCUCCGAUAGCACUGUAUGUAUGAAUAUGUACAUGAACAUGUAUGUGCUUGUGUACAGUAUGUGCUUAUAUGUGUUUGUGUAUGAUUAUAUGUUCAUAUAUAAUGCAGACACAUAUUAAUAAAUGUAUUAUGUUUCCAUGCACAUACAUAAGCAGCUAUUAAUCCUGUGGAUCAUUAAAUAUACAAAUCUUAAUUAAGAUUUUUAUUCUAAUUUGCGUCUUGUUUCUGUAAAAUUGUACACAGAAAUAAAUUUGAGACAUUUGUUUUGAA
Anguilla anguilla (European eel) is the source of this 2568-nucleotide messenger RNA. RefSeq names its product interferon regulatory factor 2 (gene irf2). The transcript has 9 exons. Bases 309 to 1295 code for a protein of 328 amino acids. Lineage: Eukaryota; Metazoa; Chordata; Actinopteri; Anguilliformes; Anguillidae. The record is from RefSeq and is a predicted model, not a curated record. Gene Ontology annotation, molecular function: RNA polymerase II cis-regulatory region sequence-specific DNA binding; DNA-binding transcription factor activity, RNA polymerase II-specific. Gene Ontology annotation, biological process: immune system process; regulation of transcription by RNA polymerase II. Gene Ontology annotation, cellular component: nucleus.